Molecule: messenger RNA, 2466 nt
Organism: Cuscuta campestris
Lineage: Eukaryota; Viridiplantae; Streptophyta; Magnoliopsida; Solanales; Convolvulaceae
Source: the annotation of a GenBank genome assembly
GAUAACAUGGUGUUCAGUUGGCUCCUUCAUUCCAUUCAGCCAGAUCUUGCUGAGGCCUUUCUUUAUGCCUCAUCGUCUGAAGAAUUGUGGAACGAAUUGGAAGAAAGAUUUGGACAAAGCAAUGGUCCCUUGAUAUAUCAGAUUGAGAAGAAGAUUGCAGAUCUUCAGUAGAACAAUGAUUCUGUUGGAGCGUACUUCACCAAACUCAAGAAGCUUUGGGAUGAAAUGGCCACUGUGAAUGAGCCACCAACUUGUCAAUGUGGUGGCUGUACCUGUGAUGCCAAGAGGAAGGCCAUUGAAGCUGGUCAGAAGAGAAAACUGGUUAUGUUCCUCAUGGGCUUGAAUGAUGUAUUUGAUGUGGUGAGAGGACAGAUCCUGUUGAUAGAACCUUUUCCAUAUGCCAGUAAAGCAUGUAGUCUUGUUCCACAGGUUGAGCGACAGAAAACAAUCACAGGAGCAUACACUAUUGGGACAGAAAUGGCGGCUUAUGCCAAUGGUAAUGAUGUAGAUGGACAAAGCAUUGCUCUGUAUGCUGGAAAGGCAAACAAUCAGAGCCAACCUUUCUUCAGCAAACCAGAUCCAAGGAAGAAUAAAGGAAUUUGCACCUACUCUAAAGGAAUUGGACAUGUUAAGGAACAAUGUUUUAAACUGGUAGGCUACCCUGAUUGGUUCAAGGGAAACAAAGGCAAGAAGGGUCAAAGUUCUUAUGGGGGGAACAAGUUUGCUGGAAAUGCCAUGCUGCAGAACCAAAGUGACUGUAUGGAGACACCACUUGAAGUCCUGGAUGCAGAAAAUGAAGGACACAGUUUUCAUGCAAAUUCUGCACUUGUUAAGAACUUGGCUCAAGAAGUUAUGAGGAUGAUGAAUGAGAGAGCAACUCAAAGCCAUCAGACACUAAUUCCCUCAACACCUAUGCACACUUUGCAGUCGUUCUCGUUCGUCAGUGCACGGCUCUACCGCAUUAGACCUGGCACAGAUAGGUUCUGUAGGGUUCUUGAUAUGGGUGAAAAAUCUGGCAGUCUUGAUGAAUGGAGGGUAUAUUUUAAGAGUGCCAAUGCCGAUAUAUUUGGUAUAAUCGAGCAGGCUAUUAAGAUGGCAGCCAUAGACAAACCCAAUGAGCUGGCCCUGAAACGAGCUCGAAUAGCCGAGAUGCUUUUUACUUGCAAACCAACCUUGUGUACCUCCUGCAACAAUGCUGGACUGGCUUUGCCCACUGGUGUUGAUGAUGUCCAAGCCGAGCCCGAGAAAACUGAGGCCGAUAAGAGUAAAGAGAGCAAAAAGAAAGAUGAACCUUUGGAGAUGGACUCAGAUGUCAUAAACCAGAUGAGCCACAGCAGCUAUGUAGAUGUUGAGGCUUUGAAUGAUGAGAUUGAGGAAGAAUCUCAGACUGUUUUGGAGGUCUCGAGGAUCAAGAAGAUCAUUGAUAACCAUGACGAAGAGUCCGAGUCCCUAGUGAUUGGUUCCCUGAGAAAACUUCAAUUGAUGGAUUUGUCCGUGGAGAUUCUAAAGGCCACUGACAUUGGAAAGUCUGUAAAUGCUCUCCGAAAGCGGAAAUCCGCAAAAAUUAACCAUCUUGUCCGUGCAUUGAUUGGUGCUUGGAAAGCCAAAGUGGAUGAAUGGGUCAUUGUUACAGAAACUGUGGCAGGUAGAGAAAGGGCUUUAGAAAAAGAAGAAGAAGAGGAAGAAGGGCUACCAUCUCCUCCCAUGGAUGAGGGAGCUUUCUUUACUACUAGUACAAUGGAUCUAUCACAAUUCUUUGAUGACAUCGAUGAAAAUGGAAAUCUUCGAAACAGCAAGGAGGCCAACAACAAGUUUGAGAAUGACCUAAAGAAAGCUGCGAUGCAGAAACCAUCAUCGGUUGCUCCUAAAGAAAGGUUUACUAACAAACCAAAGGCAGAAGAAAAGAAACCAAUGAUUUCUUCUUCUCAAGAUUGGUUUACUCGACAGCCAAAGGAACAUGAAACCCCAAUUAAGAAACCGAUUGCCAGCAGACCAAACAAGGCUUGUGCCAAAAGACCACAACCCGUGGAACAUAAGGCCGCUAUUGACAAGAAGUGUCACGUUUCUCAACCAAGUAAGGUGAAGUGUAAAGAUGAAGACUCGAUCAGAGCAAAACUAGAAGUGGCAAAGAAGAAACUUAAAGAACGUUACGACUCUCUUGAAUCCGCCAAGAAGCAGCGGACGACUCAGUUUUUGGAGAUGCAUGAAAUCCCCAAGCAGUGUAUAGGGAACAAAAAUGCACAUGUGAAACCAGGCCAUUACAGCAAGCACUGAAUGAAUGGGUUUUCCAUUUGUGAAAGAAAAGAAGAAGAAGAAGAAAAACAAUCUGUAGUUGAUAUUCUCAUAGAAAUAGCUGCUCCCAAAUGGGAAGCAGAAUGUGUUUAUUUUCCAUAUUGGGUAGUGGUGGUGUAUUUGGUACCAACAUCAUGUGUUUUGGGUAGCAUUAGGGCCCUUUGGUUAUCAUAU